This is a messenger RNA of Folsomia candida, 1878 nucleotides long. Its product is annotated as thioredoxin domain-containing protein 5. The coding region runs from base 410 to 1591 and encodes 393 amino acids. The record is from RefSeq and is a predicted model, not a curated record. The transcript has 12 exons. Gene Ontology annotation, cellular component: endoplasmic reticulum. Gene Ontology annotation, molecular function: protein disulfide isomerase activity. Lineage: Eukaryota; Metazoa; Arthropoda; Collembola; Entomobryomorpha; Isotomidae. Gene Ontology annotation, biological process: protein folding.
AUUCUUGUUGGGGGAACUAUAUCGCCCACACUUGGCCACAUCCCUCACAUCCCUCUUCACAUUUUUUAUUUAAAAGAAAGUCUUAAAAAUUGCCAUCACCUGAAGUACAGAUCAUUCCCACAGAUUCAUCAUUGUCAAAUUUUGUAGACGGAAACAGAGUGAAGAUUUGAAGAAGGCAAGUUUUCUGCACGCUGCUGGUUGCAUUAAGAUAUAUACCUUGGCUGGAUAUUGACCGGAACGGGUUUCUUCGCAUACAUUUUCUUCCAUAUUUCCAGACAUUUGUAAGAAGAUAGAAAUUUACAACAGUUUACGUGCAGCACAAUAUAGUUUUAAUUUAUUUUCUCAGCACUACAUUUCUGUGGCUAUUAUCUAUUGUUUGAGUUUGCAUUUAUUUGACAAUCAUUUUACAAUGAAAUCAUACGCAAUACGACUUGUAUUCAUCUUGUGCAUAUGCUGCAGUACAAGUGCUCAAAACUCAGUGGAAACGGUGCUAAAGUAUAAUGGUGAUCAAUUCAAGAAGGAAGUUCCUAAUAAGCCGCAUUUUAUAUUCUAUUUUGUCCCGUGGUCUGGAGAAUCCAAAAAUAUUGCCGGAAUCUGGGAGGAAUUGGCAUUCAAGUUUAAUAAAAAACCAGACUCUGAAGUAGUUGUGGCAAAGGUCGACUGUCAAGCUGAAAGUGACCUAUGUGCUUAUCAAGACAUUUCCGAUUACCCAACAAUCAAAUUCUAUCGACCGGGUGCGGAUCCGAUGGGUGUGCGUUAUCGGGGAGUAGAAGACUUGAACUCGGUUGAGCAGUUUAUGAACAGAAAUUUGGGGAAUAACGCUGAGUUUGUAUUUGGAGCACGGGUACCUAUGAUUCCUGAACCUGAUGGUGGUUUACAUUGGUUGCAAGAUGAGAACUUUGAUGAAGCGAUGGGAUCAGUCUCCAAAGCAUUUGUGAAAUUUUGCACGCCAUGGUCGUCGAAGUGCAUGGAUUUAGAUCCAAUUUGGAAAGAAAUUGCCAAGCAUUUUAGAUUUGAAGAUGACUUUAUCUUGGGACAAGUGGACUGCAGUAUGAGUAAAAGCACCUGCAAUGAAAACGAGGUUAGGGGUUAUCCGACCUUGCUGUGGCUGCAGGAUGGAAUUGUGGUGGAAAAGUAUGAAUCCAAAGACAGAUCGGUGGAGACAUUGAAGAAAUAUUUGUUAGAAAAACUAGGAAGAGAGGAAGUGAGAAGGCUUCCAGUGGGUUACGAAGAGGAAAAGGACCCUACGGACGUCGUUGGUUUAUCAAAAGACGAAUUUUAUGAAACUUUGAAAGGCCCAAAGUUGGUUUUCGUGCAAUAUUGGACGGCGUGGUGCUCAGAUUGCUUGGCGAUGGAUACUGCAUGGGAAACAUUGGCUGCAAAUUACAAUGAAAAGAAUUCCAAAAUAAUUAUUGCGACGGUCGACUGUGUUUUGGAUAAAGCAAUUUGUGACGAACAGAAGGUCGUGGACUUUCCAACCUUGAAUUUAUACCAAAAUGGAAAGCUUGUAUCUACAUAUACUGGAAAUCAUGAAGUUAAGGAUAUGACACUGUUCGUGGAUAUUGCCAUCAAAGCAAAACAAGAACUAUGAAUUCAAUUUAAAAGUUAACAAGAGACGUAUUACUGAAUGAUAAUUUAUUUCCUUUAUUUUCCUCUCGUAAUUUUAUUCAAAUAAUUAAUAUAAUUGUGUAAAUGGAUUGCAAUGAAAUGAAACGAUCCACGUGUGAAUGUGUCAUGGCAUGAGUAUUCUUUAUCACAUGAAAUGUAUGCACCCUGUUAUACAAGUACUUUAACAAAUAAGUAGUGAAAUAUUUGAGAACAUGUAUAUUUCACUUUUCUUGGGUAAUCUCAAUAAAAUCAAAUUUGUUAUGGUCAGAA